UGUACAAGUAUAUGUGUGUGUGUGUGCGUAAUGCUCGUUCCAGCGGUAACGUGGUGUUCGGUGACUACGAGCGCGACGAGCUGGAGUGCAAGGUGAGCAUCGAGCAGCUCGCGGCGGGCGCGGAGUGCGAGCCGGCCGUGCUGCUGAUGCCCAUCGCGGACGUGCUGCUGCACCCCGAGUACAAGCACUUCAGGGUGCGCCACAGCCUCGCGCUGCUCAAGAUGAUCACCACCAUCAAGUCCGAUUACAUGCUGCCAGUGUGUCUGCCGUUCAAAAACUUCAUACUGGAGAAGAGCGGGAAACAAACCAAAAACAAAUUUUAUCAUCUAGACUUCAUAAGUGACGUUCCGAGGGACUUUGUCGAGGAGGACAAGGAAGUGACUCGGGUGAUGCUGCUGCCGCGCGAGCUCUGCUUCCUAUACGACGACCCUGUGAACGGCACUCGCAAGCUGAAGAGUCGCGUGGCGUGCACGACGGGCUGCGGGUUCCACUCCGGCGCGCCCACGCUGGUCCACGAGCACACUGGACACUGGUCGCUCGUCGCUCUCUCUCAAGGUGGCUCCCCCUGCCCAGACCCGCUCCGCUCUCGGCGCCCCCCGGCGCCGCCCCGCCACAUCCUGAUCCACCCUUACGUGCCGUGGAUCACCGCUGCCAUCACCGGCAAGGCGGUCGGCGCCUUCGCUAAAGACGAUCCAUUUGGGUUCAUAAUGCCGCGCGCGUCGCUGUACGACUACGUGGGCCACGGGUGGAGCGGGCACUGGUGGAUGGGUGGGCUGCGGUGCUACGACCGCGGGGACGCCGCCGACGACAUCUUCAAGUUCUACCACGAGGUGUUCCAGGUCAAGCCGUCCACCGAGACCUUCCUCACUUAUUACCUCGAGAUAGACGCUGCUCGUGACACGAUGAUCAUAUGCGUGAAGGUGGGCGUGCCGUACCGCAUCGGGCAUCCCAAAGUGUGGGAGUUAGACUCUCCUGAAGCUAGGAUCCGCAUCCCGCUGCUGCACUUCUACCACAUGUACAAGCUGCAGGUGGAGGGCUGGGCGUACAACUCCACCAGCGCCUCCGAGUCCUCGUCAUCAUCAUCAACAUCAUCCUCAUCAGAGUACUAACUACCGUUAAAUACAGUUUCUGACACCACUUCUGCAUUUUACUCUUGAAACCAUCCUUUUUUAUGUUAGGAAUGGGAUAUUUUGCAGAGUAAUAACGCCCUUA
Messenger RNA from Manduca sexta (tobacco hornworm), 1212 nucleotides. RefSeq lists its product as uncharacterized. NCBI's taxonomy places the organism in Eukaryota, Metazoa, Arthropoda, Insecta, Lepidoptera, Sphingidae. The transcript has 8 exons. The coding region runs from base 12 to 1109 and encodes 365 amino acids. The record is from RefSeq and is a predicted model, not a curated record.